This is a messenger RNA of Pseudogymnoascus verrucosus, 1496 nucleotides long. It is a transcript of the gene LST8, whose product is annotated as TOR complex subunit lst8. Bases 194 to 1165 code for a protein of 323 amino acids. The transcript has 4 exons. Gene Ontology annotation, biological process: TOR signaling; regulation of actin cytoskeleton organization. The record is from RefSeq and is a predicted model, not a curated record. Gene Ontology annotation, cellular component: TORC1 complex; TORC2 complex. NCBI's taxonomy places the organism in Eukaryota, Fungi, Ascomycota, Leotiomycetes, Thelebolales, Thelebolaceae. Gene Ontology annotation, molecular function: protein binding.
CUGGACGUCUAUCGAGGUCUACUGAUGGAUGUGCGGCUACAUUAACUCUCACUCCGUAAAUUCUCGUACCAAAAUCUCUGGGUUACAUAAAUGCAAAGUGUUAUGGAGCUGACAAGCAUAUUACAAUAGGCCAGACACACACAAGCCAUAUAUAGUGGACAUUACCUGGGACACCUAUAUAGAGGACUUGAAUAUGUCGGUGAUUUUGUGCACUGCUGGCUAUGACCAUACGAUUCGUUUCUGGGAGGCCCUUUCCGGAAUAUGCUCUCGUACUAUCCAGCAUCCUGACUCCCAAGUCAACCGUCUCUGCAUCUCGCCCGACAAGCGCUUUCUUGCCGCCGCAGGCCACCACAGUGUCAAGCUCUACGACAUCAAGUCCACCAAUCCGAACCCGAUCUUGACAUUUGAGGGCCACACCAACAACAUCACCGGCGUUGCAUUCCACUGUGAGGGAAAAUGGAUGGUCACCAGCUCUGAGGAUGGAACCGUGAAGAUCUGGGAGACUCGCACCGGCACCGUUCAGCGCAGCUACAACCACAAUUCCCCAGUCAACGAUGUGGUUAUCCACCCAAACCAGGGCGAGAUCAUCAGCUGUGAUCAUGGUGGGAGUGUCAGAAUCUGGGACUUGGCCGAGAACAGCUGCUCUCACCAGUUGAUUCCUGAGGAAGACGUAUCGGUCUCGAGCGUCACUGUUGCCAGCGAUGGCUCAACCCUUUGCGCGGGAAACAAUUCGGGAAACAUUUUCGUCUGGCAUCUUGAGCAGUACCGUGAGAAGACAACUCUUGUCCCCAUCACUCACUUCAAGGCUCACGGCCAGUACAUCACCAGAGUCCUGCUCUCUCCAGAUGUCAAGCACCUUGCUACCUGCUCGGCUGACCACACUGCGAAGAUCUGGGAGGUUAAGGACCUGGACAAGAUGAUCCCGACCCCGGGAAGCGAGCCCCCCAGCCCAGUUCCAUUCAAGCUGGAGAGCACGCUUACUGGCCACCAGCGCUGGGUUUGGGACUGCGCGUUCAGCGCCGACUCUGCCUACUUGGUCACCGCCUGUAGCGAUCAUUACGCUCGUCUCUGGGAGCUCCAGACCGAGCAGAUUAUCCGCCAGUACAAUGGCCACCACCGUGGUGCGGUCUGCGUUGCUCUCAACGAUUACAGUGAAGCUCGCUGAGUUAUUGUCUACGGCGGCCAAUAGGUCUGAUUUCCUCAAUCUUCAGGGCGCAUUAUACCGGGGCGUUCGUUGCAUUAUCAAGUUGCGGAAGGGCGGAUAUGGUCUAUUGCUCACUGCUGGGGCGUUUAUGGCUGCGAAUAGGGCGUUGUACACGGGAAUACUCUGGUAAUAUGCCGAGUAACGAAUUGCUAUGAGAUAAUGAUCCUCUUACUGGUCACUCAAUGAAACGAAAUUUGCUUUGAAGAAGAGAUUCAAUUCUUGCCUUGCCUCGCCUCUGAGAAACCCUCGGUUGACUUGAUCCAAGCUGUAAACCAACGGGUAUUUAAAUGCG